AUGAGUAUUACUCUUUGUUUUAAAAACAAUAAUAUAAAGCCAGCAAUAAGGAUUUCAGUAAUUGGUUUAGUCGUCAUUUUAGCGACAAUGAUAGAAGAAAUUAUUAUUUUUAGUUUGAUAUCAGGUGUAAACAUACCUUUUGGUCCUGCAUUCGCUUUUGUUGUUUUAUCUGUCGUAUGCACAUCAUUGUUAAUUUUUUUAUUCUGGAAAAUUAAUCGAAUGCCUCAAGAAAGUCAGUAUUUAAAUAAUAAUGAAGGAGCUUAUAAUCCAUCCGAGGUUGUGGGCACUGCUACAUCAUAUUCUUAUCCAUCCCAAGUUGCGAAUACUGUUACAGCUCCUUAUCUUAUCAACACCCCAGGUUAUAAUAUGAGAUACUGA
Molecule: messenger RNA, 378 nt
Organism: Cetraspora pellucida
Lineage: Eukaryota; Fungi; Glomeromycota; Glomeromycetes; Diversisporales; Gigasporaceae
Source: the annotation of a GenBank genome assembly